Linum tenue is the source of this 2942-nucleotide messenger RNA. NCBI's taxonomy places the organism in Eukaryota, Viridiplantae, Streptophyta, Magnoliopsida, Malpighiales, Linaceae. The record is from the annotation of a GenBank genome assembly.
UUCGUGGCGUCCAAUUUUCCUUUUCAAAAUCCGCUCUCCCGUUCUGCUACUGCAAAUUGCAAUAGCUUGAAGCUUCGCCUAGAGAUUUCCUUUCACGCGGUUUUUCUCUCUUGCUCGACGCGAGGCGAAUUCCGGGAAAUUCCCCAUCGGCGGUGACCGUCCAGUGUAAGGUUUCCUUCGAGCUUUCACUAGCGUCCACUGGGCACACUGCCAAAAAUGGUUGUUGACACCCUGCGGGAAAUGCAAGAUCAGGAUGGAAUCAGUGAUUGUCGAAGUCCUGGUAGCAAUUAUCAUCACUCCAGCCAGUCCCGGAAGGUUUCUGUCGGAAUUCUCAUAGAUCAAUUAGCAAACAAAAGAUAUGGAGCUAGGGGGAAGGAUAAGGCUCUGCCGAAUGAAGAAAUGGAAACUCCUCGAAAGGGAAUUUCAGAAGGAGAGAAGGAUAAAGGGGAAGAUGUUGGUGGAAAUGAAGGGAAGAUAUCAGAAGCUCGGGAGCAGGUCACUUCCCCAUGGGUUACCACCAAGUCAGCCAACCAAACAGCACAAACAUCAGAGAAUGUUCUCAAUGGGAAGGAAACUUCCAAAUUAGCUUCAGCUGGUGGAUCAAAGAGGAAGCUUAGCAACAAGAAGGAUCAAACUAUAACUCAUUCCGUGAAAUAUUUUGCAAAUCAAAGUUCGGGGCAUUCUGAUGACGGAAAGGAGAAAUUGUUCAAUGGACUAACAUAUACGAGGAAGAGAAGCCAGAGUGAGAGUUCACAGAAGCAACAGGACUUCACAUUUCCAACUGCACAUGAGGCCCCUAUAACAGAUAAAGAAAAGGCAGGUAAUAUAGCAGUGCCUAAGACUGACAAUUUGAGGAUGAAACUGUGGGAGGUAUUAGGAGCCGUUUCUUCACCAAAAAGUCAGCCUUCCAAUCUGAAGGGUCCUGAUGUAGGUGCCAACAUUUCAAAGCCAACUGAUGGCAGCAAUGAUGAUCCAAAUAUCAGGUACAAACAAAAUUCAGACCCCAUUGAAACUGAUUCUGAAAGCCCUGCUCAUUCUAUGAAGAGACCAUUGACACGUGCUUCUACUCGGAAGAGAGUCUCAACCAAAAGACAGCCUUUGAAACCUAAAAUAGACCCAUUUGCUGCUUUGACUCGGAAGGUACAAAGGAAGGAUGUCUUUACCUUUAAAGAGGGACUGGCAGACAAAGUAGAUGUUGCUGCUAAUGGUAAUCCGUGCACAUCAACCAGGUCCAGGAGGAAGGGCCAGAAGAAGACAGCUAACAUCAUGCCGCGUAAGAUAAGCUUCAUUAGUAACAGUAGUUCAGAUAAUUUCCCAGGAGUAAUACAAACAAAUGAGGUGCCUGCAACCACUGCAAAGACAUCCUCGCAUAUGUCUAAGAUGGGAAGUUUGAAAAAUAAUAUGCAAGCUCAGAAAGGCGGCUGCCAAGGUAAAGCCUCCCAUCAAUCUCAGAGGGAAGAUUCCCAUCAUUCUGUUGGGGAACCAGGAUUGACUAUGAAUGAGGGGUUUACCCAUCCAACAGUACCAAAAGAUAGAGAUCAGUCGCAACACUUUGGUCUAGAUUCUCCCUUGAGCAAAAUUGGAAGUCCACAGGACAGCAUGGGUAGUCCAACACUAAAAAUGAAUUCUCCUGUGUCAAGUCCAUACACUAGUUCACCAAAAGCUGAGCAGCCAGCGAAGGAAGUUCAGAGUCCUGCCCUAUCAGAGAGAAGCAGCAGCCCAGUGGGAAACAUCUUUCAUUUCAUAACUUCUGGAGCAUCAAAACCUGGCGGCUGUGCUGCGAAUUCUGAGCUAGAUGCAUCUGAGGAUGAGGGAGCAGGAAUGAAAGAUUCUCCAGAAGUGCAAUCAUCACCAGAAAAGGUGGGGAAAGAUGGAUCCAGAAGCUCUCAGUCAUUGUCUGAAGAUGAGAAAACUGAGAGCUCUGAAGAUGUUUCACCAGUAGCAACAGGCCACACCGGAACCCCUAUUACAGAGACGGGAGCUAGUGGGAGAUCUGAGUUUAAUCCAGCUAAACGAGUUCGCACUGACGAAAGAGCGAGCAAACCGAGUUCCUCCUUAUCUUAUCGAAAAGAUUUCAAUGAUGACGAGUUGACCCAGGAACCUGGAGAAAGUUGCAGAGGGGAUGAUGGUGACAGGGUUAUCAUGCUCGUUGCAUUGGCCGUGGAAAACUAUGUCAAGAAAGUUAAGGCAGCAACUUCGUCCAAGUCCGCGGAGAUUAUGAUGGACGUUUCCAGAGAUAUAGAUCAACAGUUGCAGAAUAUCAAGCUGCAAACCCAAGAGGACGUGGCGAAUUUGACGAGCAUCAGCACAUCGAAAAGAAAAAGAGUCGAGUCAAGCUUGCGAGAACAAGCAGAGCAACUGAAGAAGAUACACGAGAAAUUCGAGCAAGACAUUCAUCAAUGUCUCCAGAACUACAAUUUGGCAGUGGAAGGACUAGAGUCGUACCAGAACGAGUUGAAGGGGACAAUGAAAAAGCAAAAAGCCAUCCACCAAAAGAGUCUGAUGCAAGCCGAAGAAACAGUAGAAAAGCUGCUCGUGGACGCGCAGAGGAAGAUCGAAGCCGUGCGGAAGACGGGAAGGGAAAAGGUGGUGCAACUGAGGUACGUCGUGGCCGAAUCUAUCAAGGAUGUCUUCCGUGGCUCAACAUGAUUUUUUGCUACUGGUUCCAUUGCUUUGCUCCAAUAUAAGGCGGCGUCUCAUGAUUUCGUGAGAGGUUCUAGUAUGUAAAGGAAGGACUUUUCUUCUGUCUGGUUUCUUAGAAACUGUUGCUCUACCUACCUGCUACUGUCCAUGAUUGGGAUGUUGAGGUCAAGCCAGUUAAGAUAUGCUGAUAACUAGAUAAUAACUCCUAUGCAUGCACGAUCUCUUGUAGUUAAAAUCGCGCUUUUAAAACUUAAAAAGCUAUGCAGCUUUUAUGUAUCCAUCGGGCCUUCAAAACGCUU